Messenger RNA from Lutzomyia longipalpis, 1895 nucleotides. RefSeq names its product signal transducer and activator of transcription 5B-like. The coding region runs from base 84 to 1640 and encodes 518 amino acids. Gene Ontology annotation, molecular function: DNA-binding transcription factor activity, RNA polymerase II-specific; RNA polymerase II cis-regulatory region sequence-specific DNA binding. The record is from RefSeq and is a predicted model, not a curated record. Gene Ontology annotation, biological process: regulation of cell population proliferation; cell surface receptor signaling pathway via JAK-STAT; regulation of transcription by RNA polymerase II. The transcript has 4 exons. Lineage: Eukaryota; Metazoa; Arthropoda; Insecta; Diptera; Psychodidae.
UAUUACCAGUCAGACGCGAAACUUUGUCAGAGAAAGAGUGCUUCAAUUAUUAUUUUGCAAUUAAUUCAAUUUUCUCUACAAAAAUGGCGAUCAGUUCGAUUAAUUGGAAAUUGGAGGAAAUGGGACGGAUCAUUGCGUACAAUUCGCGUCUUCUCACCCAAUUAACUCCCUACUGGAGUACUGAUCCCAGUUCUCUCCUUGGAAGUCACAUCCAGGCGGAAUUUUCUCAAAUGCGAUCGUGGUUUGAACAAAUUUACUGGAACACUCAAAAUAUUCUACGCCAAAUUCAGGAAGUUCUCGAAAAUUACAUUUACUUCCAACGCGGACAUCCCGUUCAAGUAGCAGAGUUGAGUGAAGUGCAGCAAGUGUGUGAGAUGUUCUUUCAACUCCUCACAGACUUUAUUGAUCAAUUUGAGUUGCUCUAUCGCAAUCGCAUGACAACGUUGAUGUGCACCCUCGAUAACUUCCCAGAGUACGUCAUCAACACUUGGUGGACGGAUAUCUUGAGGUUCAUGCAGGAAUUGCUGAAGAGCACCCUCAUCUUCGAAGAGCAACCACCGACGAUCAUCAGGAAGGAUAAGAAGUUUCAUGCCAAAGUUCGAUGGCUGAUCGGAUCAAAGAUCGAAACUUUUGCGAAUAUUGAUCAACUAACAGGCAUUGCAACCAUUCUCAAUAAGGAUAUGGUGAAUAAAGUAAAGCAAGGAGUAUGCAGCGAACAAGCCGUCAGUGAGAUACAAAACGGAAUGGUAAAAUUUGAAAUAAAUCAAAAUGGAGAAGUCUCUGCGAAGCUUCGUGAAUGCAAAAUAAUGCUCAUAAACAGGAACGGCUCCAAAGAUUCCGACAAGAAGAUUCACGAGAAGUUUGCCGUUCUCUUCCGCACGAGGAUUGUGUGGAAUAAUACUGCGAUCGACAUCCCGCUCCUGUCUCUUCCUCUCUGUCUGGCCACGCAUGUGCAUCAGGAUGAAAAUCUUCAUGCCAUGAUAAUGUGGGAUUAUGCUUUUGCCGCAAAGGACAGACUGGCUUUUGAGGUUCCUGAUACUGUCCAAUGGUUCCAGUUAGCGGAAAUUCUCAGCAGGAUGUGGAACAAUUCCAUCGGCAGUCACCUAACAGAUGCUCAUCUCAAGUAUCUCUAUCACAAAAUCUUCUUCAAUGCCAAUCCAGCAGAUGAAGCAGAUCCUGGACAGUUUGUAACUUGGGAUCAAAUUGCAAGAGCUAACCUUCCUGGUCAGAACUUUACUUUCUGGUCCUGGUUCUACGGAGCUAUGAAGCUGAUUGAGGACAAGUUUAAGGAUAACUGGAAUGCAGGACAUAUCUACGGAUAUAUUAGCAGAAAUCAAGCCAGGAUACUGCUGGAGAGUCAACCAGCUGGAACAUUUCUUUUUCGCUUCUCAGAAUCAUCAACUGGAAGGAUGUCAAUCGAUGUGAGGAAAACUGAUGAUGUCCCUUCGUAUGGACCACUAAGUUCCAAAGAAUUCCCAGGUGAAAGUAUCGAUGAAUUCAUCUCACAAUGUGAAGGUUUAAGUUUCCUCUACCCGGGUCUUGUGGUUUGCAGUAUUUUCUCAAAGAAACUAAAUGAAGACAAAGCUAAACGUAUGAAAGUUCCAUAUAGUAAAAUAAAGCCCGUAUAUAAGCUUUCUUGAACUUUUUGUAUAGAAAGCAAUACGUAGAAGAACUGGUAUGUGAAAGACUGUAUCUUAAAUAUCACAAAGAACUGCAUUUUUUAUUGAUAUUUUAAACAAAUUGUUUUUUUUUUUAAUUCAUACGGUAAAUAAUUAGGAAUAUUUCUAAAUACGACGAAAUUUUGGAUGGGAGCUUUAAAUAGAAUAUUGUUUAAGUAUUCUGUAUGUUAUUGAUUAUAAAAAUUAAAAUUAUAUUAAAAGAAGUUUUAAAACAAA